GAAGAUGUCCGCUUGUCGAUUAUUUCACCCCCACGCGAGACACUCCGACUCCUGGGUUGAAAAGAUGCUCGCUGCAGGUCACCCUCGGGCAUUCGGACGUGCCAUGCACAGCGCACGGACACUGCUCCGAAGACGAUGUCUGCACCAGACUCGAGCGCGUCUUGCCAUCACCAACCUUGAAAUGCCCGCCAUGUCACCAACUAUGACCGAAGGUGGGAUUGCUUCGUGGAAAAAGAACGAGGGGGAUCCAUUUAGUGCUGGUGAUGUUCUACUGGAAAUCGAAACAGACAAGGCAACCAUUGACGUGGAAGCUCAAGACGACGGUGUUUUGGCCAAGAUUUUGACCCCCAACGGCGCAAAAAAUGUCCCCGUUGGGAAGAUUAUUGCCCUUCUUGCAGAGGAAGGAGACGAUAUCUCCAACCUAGAAGCACCGAAGGAGAGGACUAAACCCUCACCUGAUACGGACGCUCCAACCACUUCUGCACCUGAGCCCCCGCGCGCAGCAUCACAGCAACCUGGUUCCGUGCAAGAAAAGAAGGAAGUACAUCACCCGACUCACUCGAAGCCUCUACUUCCUUCGGUCCUACGUCUUCUUGUGGAGAACAACAUCACGAAUGCAGAGGUUAUCAAGGGGACUGGUGUGCGGGGCCAACUCACGAAGGGCGAUGUCUUAGCACACCUUGGCAAGGCGUCAAGCCCAACUGGUACCUACAAGGAACCCAAGCAAGAACCUGUCGUGUCGCAAAAGGUCGAGCCACCUAAGCCCCUCGAUGGCGCUGCUAUUCGUCAAUUGAUCGUGUCUGGUCUUUCCACUAGGAUGAAACCAAAGGCACCGGUGCCCUCGAUACCGCUCACGUUCGACUCGGUAAUUGCUGACUACCUCCCACCGACAACCGAGGCGGUGAAAUCCAGUUCAAGUUUGCAAAGCCAAACUGCCUCGCCUCGAAGUAGUAGGGCAGCAUAUUUCGACGGGCUCCUUUGAUAACAUCACCCUUCAUCCUAGACUAGUAGAUUUUCUCCGGACACCCAGUACUCCUGUUGUCCAAUGACUUGCAAUUGAGAGUGAACGGACACAAAAUACAACCCACACCGUCACCCCAAAGCAUUAGGGUUAUUGUUAGGAAGCUACUUCUUCAUCUAAUGCUAGACACUAUAAUGGAUAAGUACAGACAACCAGGAUUGCAAGGGAAGAGACCGUACUCGAAACUCGAUAAAAGAAUCAGACAGCCCUGCUCGUGGCUUGGGUACGGGCACCAAGAAUUGCAAACUUAACAACCCUUCGUCAUCGAUCCGAAGGGAAGUCUUAGUCGAGCUCUGCAAAGCACGCAGAGUGCGCGCGAU
Messenger RNA from Pisolithus orientalis, 1341 nucleotides. RefSeq names its product single hybrid motif-containing protein. The record is from RefSeq and is a predicted model, not a curated record. Gene Ontology annotation, cellular component: pyruvate dehydrogenase complex. The coding region runs from base 5 to 982 and encodes 325 amino acids. Lineage: Eukaryota; Fungi; Basidiomycota; Agaricomycetes; Boletales; Pisolithaceae. Gene Ontology annotation, biological process: pyruvate decarboxylation to acetyl-CoA. Gene Ontology annotation, molecular function: dihydrolipoyllysine-residue acetyltransferase activity. The transcript is spliced from 6 exons.